This is a messenger RNA of Lodderomyces parapsilosis, 2331 nucleotides long. It is a transcript of the gene WHI3, whose product is annotated as mRNA-binding protein. Gene Ontology annotation, molecular function: mRNA binding. Bases 1 to 2331 code for a protein of 776 amino acids. NCBI's taxonomy places the organism in Eukaryota, Fungi, Ascomycota, Pichiomycetes, Serinales, Debaryomycetaceae. The record is from RefSeq and is a predicted model, not a curated record. The transcript has a single exon.
AUGUCAUCAGAAGCAGCUAUCACUUACGAUAACAACUUGAGCAGUAAAAAUCAGUUUAGUCAUCUCGCAUCGUCAUCUGGAUCAGCACCAGCAUCAUCAUCACUUAUGGCACACGACGGCUCAGCGGGUGCGGGUGUGGGUGCUACUGCUGGGAACCUACCCCCAGGAUUAUUAAACAACUCAUCACUAUAUGCAAAUCUGCCACAGUAUUCACUUGCACUGCAACAUCAACAUCAGCAUCAGCAUCAACAACUGCAACAACUGCAGCAACAACAUCAACAACAUCAACAACAACAGCAACAGCAACAUCAACAACAACCUCCACCAUUGCAGCACUCUCAUUCGCAUCAGGAACACUUUAGCCAGCCGCAAUACCAACAUCAGCACUCAUCGCAUGGACAAUCCCCACCAAUUACUGGGUUAUUAAAGAUUUCCAAUCUACCUCGCGAUCUUACGAGAAGAGAAGCAACUUUGAUGUUUGCUCUUGUUAUUGAUGAAAUCUUGAGUAUUGAUGUCAAUGAUUACCAGGUGUAUGCGUUGUUCAAGAAUUUCAAUUCAUGUAUAACAGCUGGUAAGCUUCUUGAUGGUCAGCAAAUCUUUGGACCAGAAUAUGCCCCUGUGAAAGUUGAAUUUGAAAAUAGCCUUCAUUCAUUAAACUCACCACAAGCUUUGGCACAAACACAAUCGGCGUUUAAUGCGUUGUCGUUAUCAUCGACCAACAACAUCUCCCCACCAAACAAGUUCAAUAGUAUUUCCAAUUCGCAUGGAUCAUUGCCCUUUUCACAAUCGCAUCAACUUUCGAAUGAUUUUAAUACGUCUACUCAGAGCGCUCAUCCUGUUGCCCCAUUUGAUGUAUUACAAAAGCGACUGUCGGUGGGUACACAGCGAUCUAAAUUUGCCUUCAGUGAUCCAUUUUUACACGAGCAGCAGCAGCAGCAGCAGCAGCAGCAGCAACAAACUCACUUUCAACCUCAACAGCAAAGACUUUCCGGCUCUGGGCUUCAAUCUGGGCUAACAAAUGGCAGCGGCAGUGGCUCUACUCAGUCGCAAACACAACUGGGCUCCAAGUUUAAUUUUCAAUCGCAGAUGCUAUCUGAUGGGUCGUCGCAAGUUGGGGGUUUAACAAAUGGAUCAUUAGGGUCAAGGACUAGUGCUGGGGUAGGUGACUAUUCCGAAGCAACGGGAAAAUCGAUUUUGUUGAUGGAGUCACAAAAUGACGCCAGAGAUUAUGAACAGUUGGUUAGAGAUCCGUGGACUUCAAAUCAAAACAAUGAUAGGUUGUCUGCGGCACAUAGCCCCACAGUGUAUUCCAAUCCUGAUUGGAACACUUCAGCAGGAACUUCCGCCACUAGUGGUGCAUCUGGCUUUGCUUUACAACAACCACCAGACCGCCGAAGAACCUCGUCUUCGUUUUUCAGCUCGCAAUUGCCACUGGACCAUUUACUGCAACAAUUGUCAUCACCACCGCAUCGUGCAAUAGCACCGAACCAAACUCCACCACAUGGUCCUUCAGCAUCCGGAUUGAGGUCAGCUUUGCAACAAGCAAGUGGAGUCAAUAGGACAGAUUACUCUAGUGGGAAUCAGCAACAGAAGUCACUCGCGAAUAAAGCUCAAACUUCACCAGCAGCCCUUGUCAAUGCUAGUCCUUCAGCAAAUGCUACCUCAUUUCAAUCGGCAAGCAAAAAUCCCACCUCCAAAGACAUCCCUGAGCUUUCGCUUUUGGCGAGAGUUCCUCCACCUGCCAACCCAGCAGAUCAGAAUCCGCCAUGUAAUACAUUGUAUGUUGGCAACUUACCUCCCGAUGCAACUGAAGCUGAAUUACGUGCCUUAUUUCAACCACAAAAGGGAUUUAGACGGUUAUCAUUUAGGACAAAGAAUUCAACAAACAAUAACACUGGUAGUUCCACUUCAACAUCUACGUCAACAGGAUCAGGAAGCUCAAACUCCAGUGGGCACAAUCAUGGUCCUAUGUGUUUUGUGGAAUUCGAGGAUGUAGCUCAUGCAACCAGAGCGUUGGCCGAAUUGUAUGGACGAACUUUACCACGACCACAUGUUGGUAAUAGUGGUAAAGGUGGGAUUCGAUUAUCGUUUUCCAAGAAUCCGUUGGGAGUUCGAGGUCCAGGAAAUGUGCGGAGAACUUCAACCAACCCCUUGAGUGGAGGUAGUAGCCAACAAGGAGCAACAAAUGGCGCAGGUGGAACCACCACUACAAAUGGUAUGCAAGAAAGUACCACUCUGCACAAACAACAAUCGUCAUCACAAACUCUGACACAACAACUGAGUAGCGGGAAUGGGACUACCAACGGUUCAAACGGAAGUAAAUGGGGAUAA